Chinchilla lanigera (long-tailed chinchilla) is the source of this 2720-nucleotide messenger RNA. RefSeq names its product ubiquitin associated and SH3 domain containing A (gene Ubash3a). Lineage: Eukaryota; Metazoa; Chordata; Mammalia; Rodentia; Chinchillidae. Bases 47 to 1918 code for a protein of 623 amino acids. The transcript is spliced from 14 exons. The record is from RefSeq and is a predicted model, not a curated record. Gene Ontology annotation, biological process: negative regulation of T cell receptor signaling pathway. Gene Ontology annotation, molecular function: protein binding. Gene Ontology annotation, cellular component: cytoplasm.
CUCUGCUUUAUCUGCAGGCGCCUGGUGCACAGCAGGGCAGGAAGAGAUGGCAGCCGGAGAGACGCAGCUCUAUGCCAAGGUCAGCAACAAGCUGAAGGGCCGCAGCACCCCCUCACUGCUGGACCCACUCCUGGCCCUGGGCUUCCCGGCACACACCGCGCUGAAGGCGCUGGCGGCCACGGGGAGAAAGAGCGUGGAGGAGGCCUCCAGCUGGCUGCGCUGCCACUGCAAUGACCCUUCCCUGGAUGACCCCAUCCCCCAGGAGUUCGGCCUCUUCCUCUGCCCCUCGGGGCCACUGCUCGAGAAGCUGCAGGAGUUCUGGAGCGAGAGCAAGCGGCAAUGUGCCAAGAACAGAGCCCACGAGGUCUUCCCGCACGUGACGCUCUGUGACUUCUUCACGUGCGAAGACCAGAAGGUGGAAUACCUGUACGAGGCGCUGAAGAGGGCGGGGGACAGGGUCCUGGCGUCCUUCCCUGCCACCAUCCCCCUGGUGCUCCACUCCUCCAUCAGCUACCUUGGCUUCUUCAUUAACGACGGCCCUGCAGACAUCAUCCGGGAGUUUGCCAUGGCGUUCGCCACCGAGGCAGCGAUCUUGGCAGACUGCAGCGUGAAACCGUGCACCAAGCAGCUGCAUCUGACGCUGGCUCACAAGUUCUACCCCCACCACCAGAGGACACUGGAGCAGCUGGCCAGAGCCCUCCACCCCGGCCACCCCUGCCAGUGGACGGCGGCCCUGUUCUCCCGGGACAUGCGCUUCGUGCACUACCAGACCCUGCGGGCCCUGUUCCAGUACAAGCCCCAGAACGUGGACGAGCUGGUGCUCAGCCCCGGUGACUACGUCUUCGUGGACCCCACCGAGCAGGAGGAAGCCAGCGAGGGCUGGGUCCUCGGGACCUCGCAGCGUACGGGCUGCCGGGGCUUCCUGCCGGAGAACUACACGGAGCGGGCCAGUGAGGCGGACACCUGGGUCAAGCACAGGACGUACACCUUCAGUCUAGCCAUGGACACCAACUCCAGGAAGGACACCGAAGCUAGUGGCAGGCGGAAUGGCGAACCCCGCUCUCCAGCACCCAGGAGUAUUAGCAGCAUACAGGACUUGCAGGCCACAAUCGCGAGGAGGAGCGUGCUGGUGGUGCGCCACGGGGAAAGAGUGGACCAAGUCUUCGGGAAGUGCUGGCUGCGGCAGUGCUCCACGCCGGAUGGGAAAUACUACAGGCCGGAUCUGAACUUCCCGCGCUGUCUGCCCAGACGGAACCGCGGACUCAGGGACUUUGAACACGAUCCGCCGCUGUCGUCCUGCGGAGCGUUCCAGGCCAGACUCGCAGGAGGUUCGCUCCUGGACAGUGGCGUCAGAAUCACUGCUGUCUUCUCCUCGCCGGCCCUCCGCUGUGUGCAGACUGCUAACCACAUCCUGGAAGAACUCAAACUGGAGAAAACAAUGAAGAUAAGAAUAGAGCCCGGGAUCUUCGAGUGGACAAAGUGGGAAGCGGGCAGAGCCGGCCCGAGCUUCAUGACGCAGGCAGAGCUGAGAGAGGCGGGCUUCACCGUGGAACCCGACUACAGGCCUGCGUUCCCGCUCGCCUCCCUCCUGCCAGCCGAGAGCUACACUCAGUACACGGACCGCUGUGCGCGCAGCAUGGAGCGGAUCCUGGGCUCCUGCCCAGAGGAGCCGGGCGCCAUCCUCAUCGUGAGCCACGGCUCGGCCCUGGACUCCUGCACCCGGCCUCUCCUCGGGCUCCCGCCCCGGGACUGCGAGGACUUCGUCCAGCUGGUGAGAAAGACCCCCGCCCUGGGCAUGUGCUUCUGCGAAGAAAACAGGGAGGAGGGGAGGUGGGAGUUGGCCAGCCCGCCCGCGAGGACGCUCACCCAUGGGGCCAACGCGGCGUUCAACUGGAGGAACUGGGUCCCGGGCAGCUGAGCCACCUCCCCAGAGCGGCCCUGCCCCCGCCAAGUGACGGAAGCACAGCACACUGUGGCACCCGGACCCCUGCCGCUGGCUUCGGCCUCUGCCGCUGCCAUCUGCGGCUCUGCCGGGCGGCCAGCUGAGCUGCGGGGAUGCAGAGCCGGCCAGGGCCCGGCAUCACACGGCAACGGCUAAGACCUGUGACGGGGAAGAUAAGAACCCAGGCCCGGGUCUCUUGGAGCUGCCCUGCUGUGUGCAAGCCCAGGAGAAGGGUCUGUUCCCCUCCCCUGUGCCGAAUGUGGGCUCCGGUCCUCCGUCCCUUUUCCAGCUGGAUCAGCAGGGGUGAUGGGAGGUGAGGUCUCCAAUAAGGCAGCCCCGGAAGCCGUGGCUGAUGAGAGCCGAGCCGCCCGCCUUCGGGGCUCACGUUUGCCUUCACGUCCUCAGCACGACGGCAGCAGCUCAGUGCCUUCACCACCCGCAGACUCACUCCCCUGCGCCUCAGCCAGGACCCCUAGAACAGGGGCAGGGGGCCCCCUCAGGCUCCAGGCAGAGCCAUCUCCCGGCUGCUUCAGCUCCAAGAGGCGCCUGCACACUCUGGCUCACAGUCCCUCCUCCAACCCAGGCCAGCAGCGCAGAGCCUCGACCUCGCUGUUCUCUCCCAAGGACCCUCCUGGUGACCUGGGGCCCUGGAACCCAGGGUCCUCAAGACCCUCAACAGCACGGGAAAAUCCCUUUCAUGUCAUGGCACACACCUGUCAUUGCAGUACUCUGGGAGGCUGAGGCAGGAGGAUCGAAAGUUUGAUCCCGCCUGGGCAGC